This is a messenger RNA of Armigeres subalbatus, 1124 nucleotides long. RefSeq lists its product as uncharacterized. Lineage: Eukaryota; Metazoa; Arthropoda; Insecta; Diptera; Culicidae. The transcript is spliced from 4 exons. The coding region runs from base 333 to 905 and encodes 190 amino acids. The record is from RefSeq and is a predicted model, not a curated record.
UCGUUCAGUCGCUUUCAGACGAUCAUGCGCGCGUGUUGUUGCUGAGUUGAAGUCCCGAUCGCUGCUGCGCGUUGUCUACCUGAAGCACCGUCUCGGUUCCGUUAUCGCGAGAGAGAUAUUUGCGUGUGCGUGCUGGGAAUAAGUGGCUUCAAGUUUGCAAUCAAAACAUUGGGAAACCGAGGCUGUCUAAUUGCUGUGGGAAUCGGUCAACAAUCAGCGAAAACUUCCCAGAUUCCGGCAAUUUGAUUGUGGAUAAUUUUGUCGUGGCAGGUGAUCGUGUCGUGCGCGUCACGUCAGGCUUGUGAGGCUCGCGGAAGAUUAGGCUGUGCAGUAUGUCGGAGGCAGUUGUGAUGAAUCGGAUUUUUCGCUACUUUAUGAAGUUCCACGGGUACUUCAUUGCGUUCUGCACGAUCUUCUUCACGUCGGUGAUCAUCGUGACCUCGUUCACCGGGCGGAAUCUGCACGAGGAACCGUUCGUUAUCGAGGAGGAAUUUGAAGCGGUGCAGCGGUAUCCGAUACUGAUUCAGGUAGAAUCGGCCCUAUGGUUGUGUGCCUCUGUGAUAUUGGCCGUAGGCCUAUACAAGGAAAAUAAAUCAUUUCUCACCCCAUUCCUGGCGCUGUUCAUCAUCGAUGGGGCCGUCGUCGUCGUGCAGGAAAUACUGAACCUCUGCACCGGAAGACCAUCGGAACUGGCGACGAUCGAUACCCGCCAGUUGGUUGUUAUGAUUCUGGUCAACGUGUACGUGCUGGUCAGCCUGCUGGUGCUCUAUCGAAUGUUCGCCAAGGGACCCCCGCCCAUCAGUCAGAACAACUUCGUUCGGUUCGACAACGAGCGAGACAUUGAGGGACAGUUGCCGGCCGCAGGCGGCCAUCAACAACCGACAGCCCCCGCAAUCCGAAGCUAGUGACAAGGGUUGACUUCAUUUAGUACGGUAGGUUAAUUAGGAUGAAUUUUAAGUGAGUUUACGAAAUACAGAACUGUAUUGUAUCUUUGAGAGCGCGCGAUGGAUGAUCGGAGUUUAUUAGGCUCGGGUCACGACCUAUUUGAAGUGACAAAGUGGCAUUCGUAUUGUAAAUAUGUAUUUAAUUUGUAAGACAAUCAUUAAAUGUUGAACGAAAUUAUA